This is a messenger RNA of Caenorhabditis sp. 36 PRJEB53466, 3477 nucleotides long. The record is from the annotation of a GenBank genome assembly. NCBI's taxonomy places the organism in Eukaryota, Metazoa, Nematoda, Chromadorea, Rhabditida, Rhabditidae.
AUGGAAGCUCCUCCUGACAACCAGCGUCGUAAGUUAUCAUUUAAGUCAUAUGACAAAUGAGAUCUUUGUCUUCAGUGGCGGUUCCUCAGAUAAAUCGGUAUCGGGGGUACUCGGUGAGCAGUGUGCCCUUGGAUAGACUUCCUGUUAAUGAUCGAGCGCAACCCGCAUCUAGUACCGCUCCGAUGAGAUUUCCGGCGGAGCAAGAGCAAAGAAUGGAAGUUGGAGAGGAAGGAAACGAUGAAGAAGAAGGCGGCUCAGACGCGGAGAGCGAGGAUUUCGAGCUCGCGAAAAUUGUCAUGAAGCCUCUGCCGCCUUCAGUCCCGUGCCAAAUGGAUAGAUUCUUACACAAUCUCAAAGUCGGAGUUUUUGUGGCAACUAUCGAAGGUAAUCAAAAACAAAUCUGUGCCUUUUUAAACUUUUGGGGUUCUUUCAGUUUUGACCGACCGCAACAAAGAUAAUCUUCAGCAAAUCCGUAAAUUCGCUCUCAAAAAAGCGGAUGAAUUGAUCGCGAGCACCGGAGAAGUGGUUGUGCCGGAAAUUCCUGGAAGACCACUCUGUGGAACUCCAAGAAUCAAACGGGAUUUUAAAAGAAUGUCGGCGCACAUUGACUACUUCAACGGUAAAUUUCUGAUCAAAUUUCACCGAGAAAUCAACUUCAUUUCCAGGAUUGUGCAACAAGUUCGUGGAAGAAUUCGAUGGAUCGCCGGACCGCGUGAGAAAACUGCGCAGAGCCACAGGCUACAUCAAGGGAGUUCUGGCCAUGCACGGAGAGGAAGUGUACAAUAUCACCGAAAAACCGGUCAUCGAGGAGUUCGAAGACAUGCUCAAUCUCUUCCAAGUCAACGCGGUUCUGUUCAUCGAGGUAACAGAUGAGAUUCCGAAUGUCUCUUUGACUAAUCUUCUUUUUUUCAGUAUCUCAAAACUUAUCAGGACAAGUAACUCGAAAUGUGCCAUCAACCACCCCCCAAAGUCAUUAUUUUCCUAUUGUCAUUCGCCCCCAGUGUUUCAUUUUUUUAAUUUUCAAACUCAAUUUUGUUUUCUUUCCGUUUGGUUCACAGUGAAUUUUCCGUUGUUUGAGAGAUCUCGGAACCGAACAAAGCGUUACUUUUUUAAAUGUUAUCAAUAAAUGUGUUGUUUUUCAUCAUUUCCCGAGUGAAAUAUCCGUUCUUCCUAACUCUUCGCAAUCCAAAAUGUACACAAUCUCGGGCCGGCCCUUCGGACACGAGAAAUGGGCCGAAGGCAGUGAGUGGCAACCGAGUGAGAGACGCCGACCACGAGAAAUGCGCCAGCAGCCACCUUAUGAUCCCACUCGUCCUUGGCAGUCAUCUUUUGAAUUUUCCAUGCAGUAUGUUGCUGAAAAAGAGAAAAAUAAUAUAUUCUGUGAUUAUUUCUGCGUUCAUUCUCAUUCUAAUACUAAUAAAACAUAAGAAACCGAUCAGAUCGGAUGUUACUUGGCCUUCCUCUAAUAAAAUAGUGAUUUAUAACAGAGUAAGUUACUUUUUCGUGAAAAAAUAAUUUUCGCCUUGUUUCAGAUUCCGAAAACAGGAUCGACAACGUUUGCAAACGCGAUAGCUUAUGAUUUGUACAAAGAGAACGGAUUCAAUGUGCUCCACGUGAACAUGACCAAGAAUCGACAGGUAUUUCGGGUUUUCCGUUUGUUUCGGAAUAAAUGGUUUCAGGUGAUGAGUCUGCCGGACCAAUACACAUUUAUCAACAAUAUAACGACGUGGACGGAUCGAUUGCCCGCUUUCUAUCACGGACACGUCGCUUUCAUCGAUUUUCAAAGGUUAGUACUUGUUUACCCCAUAUCUGUACUACAACUGAGAGCUCAGGAUCUUAAACCUCCAGAACAGAAAUAUAUUGACAGAUCAAAGCUCAACAAGAUCAUUUUGCUUCCAGGUUCGGCGUCGCCAACCCGAUCUACAUCAAUAUCAUCAGAGAACCACUAGAAAGACUCCUCUCGCACUACUAUUUUCUUCGAUACGGAGACAACUACAGAGUGGGAUUGAAACGGAGCCGGGCAGGCAACAAUGAGGUACGUGUUUGCUGAAAACGGACUGGUACAAAGUCUUGAAGCAAGAAUCCAAGAGUAGAAAUAGCUGCUGCCUGAUUUUCGUUCAUCCCAGAGAUGGACAGUAGGCCCCCUGGGUUUCAGAAGGCCCGCCGAGAACUUUUGAUUUACUUGAAAUAAUCCGAUCGGACCAAACUUUGCAGGUUUCUUGUAUUUUGAGUAAUGUAUCUUUGGUCCAAGUUUCCGUUCAAUCGGAUAAUAAACUCCAGAGAAAUGUGGUUGAAAUGCUAAAACCCCCGCAUUUUCGGCCUCAUAUCCACAUAUCUCUGGACUAGAUAAUCCGAUCGGUUUGAAAUUUAGACUCAAAAUAUUCAAAAAGCCUGCACACUUUAGGUCCGGCUUUGGAAAGCCUUCGAAAAACCUGUAUAUACUCUAACAUAUUCACGCUUCCCAAAAAAAACCAUAAAUCAGAUUUCCUCAAUAAUUUAUUGUUCUAGACAUUCGACGAAUGCUACUCUCGCGGCGGAAAGGACUGUGACAUGAAACAAAUGUGGAUACAGAUCCCGUAUUUUUGUGGUCAUUAUCACUUUUGCACGUAUGUUUUCAGAUUCAAUCAACAUUCAAAAAUUGCUUUUGAUUGAUUUCAGAGAAGUCGGGAGCGCAGAAGCCCUAAAAAUGGCAAAGCGAAAUGUACUGGAGAAGUACCUACUAGUGGGAACCACGUCCAGAAUGCGCGACACUAUUGCACUGCUCGAAGUCACUGUUCCCGAUUUCUUCAAAGGCGCUCUCAGUCAUUUUGAUAGUCUCGACUGUAAUUUUUCAAUGCUUUUAAUGAGACAAAUGUCCGUUUUACAGCAAAUCGCUCGCACUUACGGUAUACAAAGAAGAAAGUGCCUCCGAAUGAUCAGACUUUGUCCAUGAUCCGUCGAGAUGGAGUGUACAGAAUGGAACGGGAGCUGUACGAUUUUGUGAGCGAUCUGUUUGAUGCAUUAUUCAAGUGAGUCAUCAGAUUUUCUCAUGUUUCGUGUCCCUUAAGGGGCCUGAAAAAUAGGCCGAAACACAAGUCUAUCCCUUCUGUCCAUGAUGACCGAAAAAGAUGGCACUACUCAAGUCGCAAUCAAUUCCGUUACGGAAAUGAUGCAUCAAGAAUGUAGCACCUCAUUAGCCAUUCCCUUUUUCUCUCACUCGCUCUGCUUGAGUGGGCGCCGCGGCCAAAUUUUUGUCUCACUGCUUUCCAAGAAGCAUUGCUCGUUCUAGAAAAAAGAGUGCUUUGGAAAUUGGAAAUUGGCUUUCAACGCAAAAAACGAAGCCAAUAUUAGUAACGUUGGAGCCUUUGCAACGGGUGUACAUGAGUUAGAAUAAGAAAAGUGUGGUUUUUCAGAAAAGCAACAAACGGAACAUCGAAAGCAGACGACCUGAAAAGGAUGCCAACACAGUACCACUUCGAGAAGAUCAAACCGUCAUGA